This is a messenger RNA of Toxoplasma gondii ME49, 702 nucleotides long. RefSeq lists its product as hypothetical. The transcript has a single exon. The coding region runs from base 1 to 702 and encodes 233 amino acids. Lineage: Eukaryota; Apicomplexa; Conoidasida; Eucoccidiorida; Sarcocystidae. The record is from RefSeq and is a predicted model, not a curated record.
AUGGCACAUGCGUUUUUAAAUCUACUACAGGAUUAUACGGCGAACCCGAAAAAGUUGAAAACCUUGUCUUUGUGUCAGUGUGCUUGGGUGGGCGCUGGGUGUGCGUGUGUGUGGAGAGAGGCAAAUGAAAAGACAUUUGUCUGCACAUGCACAUACACUGUGUUUAUGUGCGUCCAAUUCCGCAAGAGACAUUACUUCGAAGCUUCGGAGCACAUGGCUCUGUUGUUGUCUGCUCGUGUCUGGAUUUCGGCGGUGGUACGGCUCGUUUUGCCUUUUUCGAGAUGGACAGACGGCACACAGACCGCUGUACGUGCUUCGCUACACAAUUCAUACGGUUCCGUGAGUCGCCCUCCGCAGACGAAAGAUGGGGAAGAAACGAGAUUCAGAAACGCAGAGCUCUUCUUUCAUCAGUGGAAAGAUGUGCACAUCGACCCACCCAUGCGUGCCAGCAGAAAAUCCAUUGCAUUCUGGGUGGUUUGCGUAAAGAGAGGUUUUGACAAAAACAGAGGGAAAGAAAGAGGCAUUCCACACUUUGUGCUCUCCUUCAGAGAGACACAGACACACUGGAUGGGACUGAACCUCCGGCUAUACUACUUCUUUUCACGACGCCAGAAACCGAGAAAAGCGGAAGCACACGGACGAAAAGCUACAUCCCCUCUUCUUCUGUCUGCAGGAAGAACACUCCGGCGCGGUAGCACCUGA